This is a messenger RNA of Aegilops tauschii subsp. strangulata, 600 nucleotides long. The record is from RefSeq and is a predicted model, not a curated record. NCBI's taxonomy places the organism in Eukaryota, Viridiplantae, Streptophyta, Magnoliopsida, Poales, Poaceae.
AUGGCAUCGCAGGAUCUUUGGAUAUGUCAUUCUUUCUUCGGCAUGGCAGGUUCUCACAAUGAUAUCAACGUGCUGCGGCGUUCUCCAGUCUUCGCGAGGCUUGCAGAAGGCCACUCCCCACCUGUCAACUUUGAGAUCAACGUCCACCAGUACAACAAGGGAUACUAUCUACCAGAUGGUAUAUAUCCUCGGUGGUCAACUUUUGUGAAGACAAUCUCGAAACCCCAAGGUGAGAAGAGAAAGAAAUUUGCCCAAAUGCAAGAGAGUGUUAGAAAGGACGUGGAACGUGCUUUUGGUGUGCUUCAAUUCCGGUGGGGUAUCGUUCGAAACCCUGCACUGUCAUGUGAUGAAAAGAAGCUUUGGGAGGUGAUGACUGCUUGUGUGAUCAUGCACAACAUGAUCGUUGAGGACGAGCGUGAUGAGAGUAUCUUCGACCAAGGAUUUGAUUGUCAAGGUGAAAAUAUUGAGCCCCUGCACCAAGACCCGGCCACAUUUGAACAGUUUGCCCAAUUCUACCGUGAGAUGCGUGAUUGUCACACUCAUUUGAAUCUUCAAAAUGACUUGGUUGAGCACGUGUGGGAUCACAUUGGCAACCAAUAG